AUGUCUUAUCCUGACCAGCGUUCAAACGACGAGUGGCGAGCUGUCCUCAACAAGGAGCAAUUCCGUAUUCUCCGUGAGAAGGGUACCGAGGCUCCCGGUUCAGGAACGUUCGACAAGCACUACCCAGACGAAGGUGUCUAUACUUGCGCAGGUUGUGAGGCGCCUCUCUACAAGGCUACCCACAAGUUCAAGUCUGGCUGCGGCUGGCCAGCUUACUUUGACAGCAUCCCCGGUGCUGUUGUCCGUCAUGAGGAUCGCGCCUUUGGUAUGGCCCGAACUGAGAUUGUGUGCUCCAACUGCGGCGGUCAUCUAGGACAUGUGUUCAAGGGCGAGGGUUAUGACACGCCCACCGACGAACGUCAUUGUGUGAACAGCGUCAGUCUUAGCUUCUCCCCCAAUGACAAGGUUGUCAAGGAUAAGCCUGAAAGCAAGGCUUGA
Fusarium pseudograminearum CS3096 is the source of this 438-nucleotide messenger RNA. RefSeq lists its product as uncharacterized. The transcript is spliced from 2 exons. Lineage: Eukaryota; Fungi; Ascomycota; Sordariomycetes; Hypocreales; Nectriaceae. Gene Ontology annotation, molecular function: peptide-methionine (R)-S-oxide reductase activity. Bases 1 to 438 code for a protein of 145 amino acids. The record is from RefSeq and is a predicted model, not a curated record. Gene Ontology annotation, biological process: protein repair; response to oxidative stress.